UUGUAGCUGGAGAAUGCUGCUCGAUCAGGAGAUGUCCCAGAAGGUCAAUGGAAAAUUCAGUUUUAAAAGACCUUCCUGGCGAAAUGCUUUGGCUUUAAAUAUACAUUAGUCUACAUUGGGAGGGGUGUAGGUUAGUUAGGCAAAGGGCUUCUAGUCAGGCCAAUUAUGUUACAGGCCUAUCUCGACAUGACAGCUGGAUAAACAGUAUCUCUGAUAAACAUCUCUAAUGAGGGAGGAGGGUCCGCGUUACAAGGCGCUUGAUUUAUUAUCAAGGUAUGGUCCACUACCGGUGUGCCCCAUGUACAGUAGAACCUCUACCUGGCCCCAGCUCCUAACAGAGCCAUAAUAGCUAGCCCGGAAUAUGAUCUAUGAUCCUCAGACGAGGAAGGGAAACUGGAAUGCACACAGCAAACAAAGUGGGACCUCUUAAGCUGCCUGGAGAUGAGCUCACAGCGAGAGAUGCAGAAAGUUGCUGACAUUUCAUGCACAGGAUCAGCAGCGGAGACACAGCUCAGAGAAGAGUGGAGGGACAGGAAGGUUCACUGGAGCCAUGACCAAUGGAUCCUGCCAGAGGAGAGGUUAUCAUUGCUGUGGCCUUGGUGCUGUGAAGGUGCAGGGAAAUUGAGGGGGAACAGGUGUGCCAGCCCAGUUAACAAGCAGCUACGUCUAGGGACUACCAAUCAUCCUCCAUGUAAACAAAUCAUGGCUGGAAGUCCCUUCAGGAUAUGGAGGAAGUACAGUAAGCCUAUCCUUUAUCAUCCUCGAAGCCAACAAGAUGCAUUGCAGACUGAGGAUACCCUGAGACACUGCCGCAGAACAAUGCCAACUGCUGGAGCUGGACCCUUAAACCAAAAGGAUGGGACUGGGAUGCCUUUACAAGAAUGGUUACAGGGAGACAUGGGCUACCCUCUACAAAUAUUGCUGAUGACUCAGUUACCUAAACUCCUGACUGAUGAUAAAUGUAGAUACAAUGCUAUCUAUUCUUUGACCGGAGCCAUGGUGGAACAGAUAUUAGACCUCCUCAAGGUGAGGUAAUGAUGUCUGGAUCUGACUGGGAGGAGCCUUGCAAUACACUUCAGACAGUGUUUGUUGCAUAAUCCUUGUGUAUUGCACUCUGCCCACCUGGAGCAACCAAAGCGGCAAUGUGAUGGAUGCUGAUGAGCUGGGAGAGCAGCAAGAGUCUUCUGAGGAGGAAGCUGAGGGAUUUGCACAGGAGGAAUAUCACCACCAGGAUGAUAAAGCACAGCAUCAUUGAGUGCAACAAGUCCGAUAGGACUUAAUUGAAGUUGGGUUUUCAUAAAUGUGAGCCGGGUGCAGAGAUUGACUGUACAUUUGAAAUUGUUUUGUUUGUUCCCAGAAGCAAAUGCAGCUCUUCUUGUUUUUUCCUAUGUUUUGCUGUUGUUUAACAAAAAUCACCAUAUGUUGGUCAUGAGGGGAACACCACCACUCCCUUAGUCACAGUUCUAACAUGUCAUGGCACUGAGGUUGGGGAGCCUGUGUAGCUUGAUUCUUGUAGCUGCAGUUACAGUGAUAGUUUGAUUAGACAGGUGAUGAUGUAAAGUAACAAUACAUUUCUGAAUGUGAGCUUCUUUAUCCAAUGCUGUGUUACCCAUGCUAUGUAUGUGCCGUCAGAAGCAUUCUUUUUCAUUUUCCUCUCAGGACGUUUGCUGUGAAGUGCUAUCUCUGGUUGGCAGCCUUUGAUUUAGUGCACAGCUGGGCUUUAGAUAUAGUUCCUGGGCUGGAGAUCCCAGAAGGUCAUGGUAGUGGUGAGUACUUAGUUGUUGGUGAGUGCAAGCUGGCAGGUGUGUGCACCAUAGAAGCAUUGUGCAUACAUAAUGAGGUGAACAGGAUAUGAUUGAAUAUGAAAGCACACUGGAGCUCGUGAAGAGAAACUCUACUCCCUGAAACUAGCACUUAAGAUAAUGUUUUGGGGAAAAUUCAGAUUGGUGGUUCACCGUUAUCUUUUCAAGGGUGUUUAGGAAUGAACAAUAAAUGCUUACUUUGACAGUGAUGAUCAUGAUGCUUCAUGAAAUAGUAAAAAAAAAGCAUCAUUGUAUUUGUAAAUUAUUCUAAAUAGUGCCUUGAUAACAAAUAUUUUGUUAGUCAUGUGAG
This is a messenger RNA of Chiloscyllium plagiosum (whitespotted bambooshark), 2112 nucleotides long. The record is from RefSeq and is a predicted model, not a curated record. Lineage: Eukaryota; Metazoa; Chordata; Chondrichthyes; Orectolobiformes; Hemiscylliidae.